Molecule: messenger RNA, 354 nt
Organism: Triticum dicoccoides
Lineage: Eukaryota; Viridiplantae; Streptophyta; Magnoliopsida; Poales; Poaceae
Exons: 4
Coding region: 1-354 (117 amino acids)
Source: RefSeq, a predicted model, not a curated record
AUGGCCUUCUCCUCGUUCCCAUGGCUGUUCCGCCGCCGAGCCGGCGGCAGCGGCAACGGCGGAACCGGCCCAAGCAAACCCUCCGCCGCGGAGGGGAAGGAGGAGGAUGCGGAGGAGCUCAGCGUCACGCCACAGCUCCUUGACUUCAUCCGGACACUCUCCCCGGACGCCUUCAAGGCGGUGCUAUGCUUUGUCGCAGGAGGAUCCGCGGAGUCGGCGGCCGAGCUCUUGGACUGGCAGCAGCGGCACGCCCUCCUCGUUCUCGCCAGAGCCAAGGAACUCGCUAAGGUCCGCUAUGAUCUGUGCCCACGCCACAUGAAGGACAAGCAGUUCUGGACAUACAUCUUGUCUUAG